AUUUAUUUGAUCCAAUAAGAACAGUAGCUAAUGAUGGCUAAUGUUAGCUAACUUCAGCAAACCUAAGGUAACGUCAUGACUCUUCUCCACCUGUGCUACUGUAACUGUAGCUUAGCAUUUUAGCUAAACACUAUUGUUUAGUACUAAGCAUUGUCCCAUAACUGUCACUAAGUACAGUUGUAGCCUCGAAUGAAUGAAAAGGAAUUCUGUAAUAUCACGUUUACCAAUCAGUUACACAUAUAUUAAGUUAAAUCUGUCCUCUAAAUCUGCUAAAGCAAGACACCAGCAUUGUUGCUUAUCUGACUGUCCUCUACUUGUAAUUGAUUAGCCAAGGUCAGUCAAGGAAAAACAUAGCCAUGCAGUUAUAAAAAAGAAAGUUCAGUCAAGCCCACAGUGCACGGUAUUCUGCCCAGUGAAUGGAAUACUUUAUAGAGGAAGUCCAAAAAUACAUUUUGGUAAAAGACAUAUAAAAUGAUCAUCGACUGACAAGACUAACAUAAUAAAACAUAAAAAACUGCUAACAAUACAUACAUUAUUAUUAAUUACACCCAAAAAUAUUCUACAGGACAUAGACUAAUAAAGCAAGUGACAACAGUGAGCUUCUUUGUGUGCUCCAGGCCAUUAGGUAAACUAGACUUUGUUAGGUCACUCUCAAAUACAAUAAUAAAGAUUAAAAUAGUUUUAUUGUUUGGGAAACUGAUAUCACUAAACCGUCUACAUUGAAACUGUUGAAUGAAUGAAAAAGCUUGGUUAAAAAUGGCAUUAGAGUUAUUUAAAACCCCCUAUUGGGAAACAAGGGUCAAUUGUGCUGCCACAACCCCUGCAGCCGGCAGGAGAGGACGUUGGGAGCUGACCUCUGAUUGGUCAGUCAGACAGAAAAGGGCGGUCUGCAUGAAUUAGUGACAGACGCUAAAGGCAGAUAUCCUGCAGUGAUCAAACCGUGGGUGAUCUGACAGUCCAGUGUUUGAAGUGAUUAUCAUGCUAUGCAACAUAAAGGCUUACCCCCAGCUUUGGGCCUAAUUAGUUCACUUAGGGCCCUUUAUAAGACUUUGGUAGGGGACUGGGAAGUACAGACACUCACUGAGAAGUCAGCAGCUCAGCAGGAUAGCAGCAGCACAUCUGGAUUCCUAAGGUUGACUUGCUGCUACACCAAAACAAACCGAUCUGAAGAUUAUCAGCUUUUGUGAGAAUGCCACACUUAACUGACUGCAGUUACUUCACGAUGCGGGACGCAACCAGAGCUUCAAAUGUACAAAGCCACCUGGAGAACUCCAAGUUCCACCUCCACCAGAGCCAGAAUCAGCAGGUCAAGCAGUACCUGACGCUGGGCUCCAAGCUGGCCUCUUCGGUCGGGCAGGGCCACACCAUUCCGCACCCGCAUGCCCCUGGGCAGCCGCUGACCACCGUGCCGAUAAUGAGGAACGGACACAUGCCCUCUGUGAGCGACGGCAGCAACCCCAACAGCCCCGUUACCCUCCUCACUAUGGCCAAUCACGACAGCGAGUUUCCAAUGGAUGAAGUUAUCGAUGACCUAAUUAGUCUUGAAUCCGGAUUUAAUGACGGCGGCUUGGAUUGCAUGGAGUCCAACAUUAUGAUGCAAAACAAUGUGUCCCUCAGUGGCAGCAUGCUGGACAUCUACGGGGGUGAACAAGAACUUGACACGAGAGUGAUGGCCAAAGAGAGGCAGAAAAAAGACAACCACAAUCUGAUUGAAAGAAGGCGAAGAUACAACAUCAACUACAGGAUUAAGGAGCUGGGGACGCUCAUACCAAAGUCGAAUGACCCCGACAUGCGCUGGAACAAAGGCACCAUCCUGAAGGCCUCGGUGGAGUACAUAAAGUGGCUGCAGAAGGAGCAGCAGCACGCUCGCGAGGUGGAGGGCCGUCAGAAGAAGCUGGAGCAAGCCAACAGGAGACUACUGCUGAGGAUCCAGGAGCUUGAGAUCCAGGCACGAGCACAUGGCCUCCCAAACAUGACUUCAGCCUUGGGGACAGUUGAACUUACCUCCCAUCUCCACAAACAACAACAGCAGCAGCAACAACAACAGCAGCAGCAGCAGCAGCAGCAGCAGCAGCAGCCGCCCCUCUACCAUGAGGACCCCAACAGUGACUACCUCCAGAGGAUAGCCGGCGUGCCGUCCCCCAUCCCCGCUGCUGCCGGGCCGCAGGAUCACAUGCAAGGCGCCGACGGCUGCUCCACGUUCUCCGACCCGCUGUCCCACUUCACAGACUUCUUCAGCGCCACCCUCAAGGAGGAGCACCGGCUGGACGAGAUCCUGAUGGACGACCCGCUCUCGCCCUUCGGCACCGACCCGCUCCUGUCGGCCGGCUCGCCCGGAGACGCGUCCAAGGACAGCAGCCACAGGAGCAGCUUCAGCUCUGGGGAGGAUGACGACCUAUAAGGGUGGCGCUCUUCAGUGACUCUUGUUAUCUUCUCAUGACGACACUGUUGUAAUCCCCGGUGGGAAAUGGCAUACACAGAGCCUCGAAAAGACAAUGAUGACCACUCACUGGGAUGCAAGUUAUUUAAAUGACAGCUAAGAUAGCUGGCACAGCUCCUCAAAAUGCCACCUGUAUAUAAAGUGUGUAGUUCUCGUUGGUCAAGGGCGUUAGAGCUCGAUCGGCCCCAAAGCUUGCAUUCUCUUGCUCCUCCAUCAGCUCUUUUUAUUUUUAUUUUUUAUACUUUACUACGGACAGUGAAUAUGUUCCUCUGCCUCCCGGACAGAGCAGAAACAGACCCACAAGAAAAGGGAGACAUUUAUCAGCCUUUAAGUACAUAAUGUAAAUAACCAUGUCUACUUGUUUUAUAUUUGUUUUUGUAAACACUGUGGUAGUUGUAAGAUGUAAAAUAUGCAAAAUAAUCACUGGAAAACCUGCCAAGACCGUCCUUAAAAAAGAAAAGAAAAUGAAAAUACCACUGCACAUAAGGAUUAUAAACAGUUGCAGAUGUGCCUUAUCCGAACUCCCGGUUAACAUUUGACUGAUGUACUCACCUGUCUGCCUCUUUUAAGUGUUGUUAAAUAAGUGCUUGUGUAUUUAUAUAUGUUUUAAUCCAUGUAUUCCUGAAAAAUAUAUAUAUAUAUAUAUAUUAUUAUCUAA
This is a messenger RNA of Cottoperca gobio, 3098 nucleotides long. RefSeq names its product transcription factor EC (gene tfec). The transcript has 8 exons. Gene Ontology annotation, molecular function: RNA polymerase II cis-regulatory region sequence-specific DNA binding; DNA-binding transcription factor activity, RNA polymerase II-specific; protein dimerization activity. Gene Ontology annotation, biological process: regulation of transcription by RNA polymerase II. Lineage: Eukaryota; Metazoa; Chordata; Actinopteri; Perciformes; Bovichtidae. Gene Ontology annotation, cellular component: nucleus. Bases 1190 to 2401 code for a protein of 403 amino acids. The record is from RefSeq and is a predicted model, not a curated record.